AAUAAAAAAAAAAAAAAUGGGAAAACUAACUGGCUCACCAACUUUAUCCGCGUAUCCGCUGGAGAGAUAAGGAACAACAGCGAUGGACCCUCUUGUUUUCUCCCUGGGUCGGUUUUUUCUCUGACAAUGCCGAGGGAGGGAGAUAAAAUCCCGAUUUUCUCGGAGUUCCAUUGAAAGUAAAGUUUUUGCUCAUGGAGAAAGGAGCGAGAAGAAGUCGGGAGUCAUGAGCACAGGUGUAAAGAAGCCUCCAUUAGCUCCCAAACCAAAACUCCCCGUUUCAACCAAACCUCCCAUUGCCCCGAAGCCAUGUCCUCUCUCCCAGCCCUCCCCUUCUGUCCCUAAGAGGCCAAAGCCAGCUGUUGCUCCUAAACCAUGCCUACCCAGAUCCUCGGGCUCCUCAUCGCCACCUGUUUCCCCCCCGUCGCUCAAACCAGCCGAACCCACCAGUUUGGCUCUGGAUGAGAACCUCUUCCACCUCAACUCUAAGAAUGGGAUUUUAUCUGAGACAGAGAGUCGUGAGUCGGAUUAUAUCAUCUCCACCUGCUCCUGCUCCGCUGGGGAGUGUCACCCUCAGGAAAACGGAGACACAAAUGGAUCUGCAGCAGAUUUCGACAAAGAGCCGCUGCAGAACGGGGUCACCAUCGGCAAAAGCACAGAAGAGGAAGAGGAGACCCAUGAGAAAGGUCCAGCGGACUAUAAGAGUGAAAGAAUUAGCAAAAAGCCAAAGGAUAAACCUCAGAGACAGAGACAUCUUGAUAGGGGUUUAGUGAACAAAGAGAGGACUGAGGAGGAUUCAGGCGUGCCGACUGAGGCCCAAACAGCAGAGCAGACAGCAGCCUGUGAUGUUGCAGGCAACAUCCUGACAAGCAUCCAUCCACUGGAGUCUUCUCAAGCAGAAGAACAGACGUUUCCCAUCAGCACCCAGCCCAAUCUACCAGUCCCCGCCGCUCCCAGUAAGCCUCUCCCAGUGCCUCACCCACGGAAGUUCAAAAAGCCGGCUCUGGUGAGGCAGGACGGCGUGGAGGGUCAGGAUCAGGCGGUGCUGGUGGAGGAGCAGAAGAAUGAGACCGAGCUGCAGCAAGCAGACGACUCUGAGACCCAGACAGACUCGUGUUUGGUAGAUUUAGAGAUGGACGUUCCCGUCCCGCCUCCAAGACAAACCUCCCUCUCUCCAAGUCUGCACAGAACUGUCCGCUGUUUGCUCAACAAAAACACCUCCCACUCCUUAGACCUGCUGUCCCGCCCCGACUCCGAGGGUCACGGUAAGGAGGCUCAACAGGAGAAUGAGGAGGAGGACGGGUACGGCGACUUCGAGCGGUACCCGAUCUCCCACACCCUCCCCAAACAGCUCAAACUGGGCUGUCACCGGAAAGCCCUCUCCGCCGAGGAUCAGCAGUCGCCCCGGGCACCACCAAGGAAACCUCAGAGACACAGCCUGCCAGCCACACCGCCACCCUCUGUCUGCCCUCCUGCGCCCCCGCAUGCCAGCACUCCCAUGAGGGAUCUGCCGCCGCCUCCUCAGGAGAGAACCGCCUGGCGCUUCUCGCGACCCUACGUCACUUUCUUCAGCCGUCAGAUUCCCACCAGGAGCAGCGUGCCGCCCAAAAGCCGAGCACCAGCGCUGGGGGGCAAGCAGAGGGCGCAGUCCUUCUCCGCAGCCGACCUGGCAACCCGGGCCGGCUCGUCCCAAAAGAGGAGCCUCUCUUUACGCAAGCUGCUGGAGCUGCGGCUGAAUGUGAAGAUGCUGCCAAAGCUGCUGGCCAAAGGGGGGCAGUCCCUGGACUGCACCAGCACGGACAAAAGCCUGGGGCGGCCCAGCAGCUGCAUCGAGGACCCUGAUAUCCACAGGGAGGAUGUGGAGUAUGAGAACGUGCCGCUGUACGAGGAGAUCCCGGAGUAUAUGAACCUGCCGUUCCACGGAGCAAGGCUGGGCUGGCCGCACGACCCUGACGGAGGCGACGCCAACAUCUACGAGGUGCAGGACCCCUUCCACAGAUGCAGCGAGCAUGAAUACGAGAGCGACUGGCUGAAGGACGAUGUCCACUCUGAGGAGGACGAGAUGCACAGUUCAGACGAAGAGGACAACAGCUCCACCUCCAGCAAGGAGCACCUGGACGAGGCAGACAGACAGCAGGAGGAUGAGAUGAAGAGGAAGAAGGUGGUGCACAUCGCCCAGGAAAUCAUGAGCUCAGAGAAAGUGUUUGUGGACGUCCUAAAGCUUCUACACAUAGACUUUCGGGAUGCUGUUGCUAAGGCAACGCGUCAGAACGGGAAGCCAGUGGUGGGCGAGCGGAUCCUGAGUCAGAUUCUGUACUACCUGCCGCAGCUGUACCAGCUAAACAAAGACCUGCUGCGAGAGCUGGAGGACAGGGUGGCACACUGGAGCGACCACCAGAGAUUAUCGGACAUUUUUGUCCAGAAAGGUCCCUAUCUGAAGAUGUAUUCCACCUACAUCCGCCAGUUUGACAACAAUGUAGCCCUGCUGGACGAGCAGUGCAGGAAGAACCCUGCAUUAGCAGCUGUCGUCAGGGAAUUUGAGAUGAGUCCACGAUGCGCCAACCUGGCUCUGAAACACUAUCUUCUGAAACCAGUGCAGAGGAUCCCUCAGUACCAGCUGCUGCUCACAGAUUAUCUGAAGAACCUCCCUGAAGACUCUGAGGACUAUAAAGACACACAAACUGCACUCAGCGUCGUGAAGGAAGUGGCCAAUCAUGCGAAUGACAUCAUGAAACAAGGGGAUAAUUUUCAGAAGCUGAUGCAGAUUCAGUACAGCCUCAACGGCCAGCAUGAGAUCGUUCAGCCAGGCAGGGUGUUCCUGAAGGAGGGGACGCUCAUGAAGCUGUCCAGGAAAGUCAUGCAGCCGAGAAUGUUUUUUCUGUUUAAUGAUGCACUCAUGUACACCACUCCGGUCCAGUCUGCCCAGUAUAAACUCAACAGUGUUCUGUCGCUGGCUGGAAUGAAGGUCAGCAAGCCGAGCCAGGAGGCCUAUCAGAACGAGCUGAACAUCGAAAGCGUUGAGCGCUCCUUCAUCCUGUCUGCCAGCUCGGCUAAAGAGAGAGACGAGUGGCUGGAGGCCAUCGGGAAGGCCAUUGAAGAUUACACGAAGAAGAAAAUAACCUUCAUAUCCAGUCGCAGUCAGGAAGAGUGUCUGUCCAUGCAGGCAGAAUGUGUCGUUGACAGCGGCGCCCCCCUAGGUUCAAAAGCUCCAAUCUGGAUCCCAGACCUCAGGGCCACUAUGUGCAUGAUCUGCACCUGUGAGUUCACCCUUACAUGGAGGAGGCAUCACUGCCGGGCCUGCGGAAAGGUGGUGUGUCAGGCCUGCUCCACCAAUAAGUACUACCUGGAGUACUUGAAGAACCAACCGGCUCGCGUGUGCGACCACUGCUUCGCCAAGCUUCAGGAAAACAGCGACCGCUGUGCUUCGUCAUCAACAUCUCCCAUUAAAUCUGGAGCAUUUUCCUUCACUAGAAAACAGAAGAAGAUUCCAGCUGCGCUAAAGGAGGUGUCAGCCAACACUGAAAACUCCUCCAUGAGCGGCUACUUGCACCGAUCCAAAGGCAACAAGAAACAGUGGAAGAGGCUGUGGUUUGUCAUAAAGAACAAAGUUCUGUACACCUACGCUGCUAGUGAGGACGUGGCGGCGCUGGAGAGCCAACCGCUGCUGGGAUUCUUCCUGAGGGAGGAGAAGAACGGGCCGGCUCAGAAGCUGCAGUUCAAGCUGUAUCACAAAAACACGCUGUUCUACAUCUUUAAGGCUGACGACAUUCCCACAGCGCAGAGAUGGAUCGAAGCCUUCCAAGAGGCGAUGAUUCUGGAGCAGUAGAUACUCAGAUCCAUCCAGACGGAUUACAAACCGCACACGGAAACCUUUCAAACAAAAAGCCAGCCUCUUGACGCUCGGCCGUGCGGACUCGGGUCGGGUUCGGAGCGAGUUGCGGCUGCAGGUCAACAGUCAAGUCCAGAAGCACGUGUGAGGAAGUUUAACCAAAGUGUGCGGAGAAAUUUUCAGAAGUCUAAAGUCUGGGAAUGAAUUUCAAAAUGCUUUCAGAUGAAGGAAUCACGACAAGCACUCACUGACAAAAACAAAGCUGAGCACUCAGAUGGAGAUUAGAUUAAAGCAGGAGGUGCAAAGGUGAAAGGUCAUCCAACUGAGACCAUGUGGAAAACUGAGAAACUGGACACAAUAGGAAACGGUCAGUAACAGCAAAGGCAGCUAAAAUGACAUAAAUAUAUUUAAAAAAUAGAAAAAGUAAAAUAUCCAAAAUCGCCUAUAACAACAGUCGCAGCCUGUGGCACAAUGGCUCUUCAUAACUUUGGUUAAAAAAGGAACCAGUUCCUGUUUUUAAAUGGUUUUAUUUCUAUUUAAUGUUUGUUUUACCAGAAUAAAAAACACACUGAAAUUAAAAACCUCUUUUUAAAGGGAGUCCUGGCCAAGAAGCAGCAACAAAUGCAACACAAAAAGUUACACAGAAAAAGGAAAUGUCAAGCUAUUAGAAAAAUGUAAUAAUAAAUGGAGGUUUUCAAUUGUUUUGUAACAUUUUCCUGUAAUUUUUGCACUGAAUUUUCACAAAGAAUGACACUAAAAGUACCAGAAAUAUGUUUUGGAUCUGUUUUCCUUGUUAUUAGAUUGCAAUCAGUGUGCUUUUAAAAAUAUAUAUCGAUACUCUUUUAUAUUUAUAUUUUUAAAGAUAGAAAUAAAAUGCUGUUGUUUUUUUAAGAAAUUUCCUAAAAACUCUAAAAAGUUGUCUCUUUAUUAAAAAGUAACAUUUGCAGUUUUAAACAAGUUUUAUUCAUCUGUCCUGAGGGCAAAAUAGUUGUAAAGGUUUAUAAUGAAUUAGAAGAGGACAGAAAGAGAAGUAAAAAAUUUGAACAUAAUGGAAAAGUUAAUUUAUUUUAGUGAUUUAAUUCAAAGAGUGAAUCUUAAUUACACACUGAGAAAUGACGUUUAAAAGAUUAUUUCUGUUCAUUUUUACUGCUAUGGAUUACAGCUAAUGAAAAACUACAAUCAUGAUAUUAGUUCUGAUAAAUAAAAAAUAUUUUAGGUACAGAUUUGUUCAGGUAAUCUUACAGACAUAACCCCAUUCAAGGACGGUAAACACCAAAAAGGUAUUGCUGAAGAACCUGGCUAUUCAGAGGAAAGUUAAGUGGAAGAAAAAAAGUGUAGUACUAACAUACACCCUUUGGGAUACACUUGAUAGGACUGUGAAGCAAAGUUUAUUCUAGAGACAAUGUCAGAAAAGUCAGGUUGAUUGCUGAUCGCCACCUUACAUUGAUGAAGUAAUUUAUGCAAAAGGAGCCCCAACCAAGUAUAGAGUGCAUACUGUACAGGACAUGGGUACAUGUAUCGAUAGACUGACUUUUCUCUUUUAAAAAGUGUUUAUUUGUUUGAUCUAUGAUUCAGAUUUUUGUAGAAACUAAAUUUUGAGGCGGUUUCCUGGUAAAUUGUUGUGGUUUAUUGUGGACCUAAUCAGUGGAUAUCAACUACAGCUUGUAAAAAUCUCCAUUUAUCUCAAUAAAAACUCGGUUGACAUGUAGAUGGAAGGUGCAAACACAGCAGAAUGUUUCUGUUUUAUACACUCUGCUACUCCGAAUCAAUAUUUAAAGACAUGGUUGAUUUUGGAAAUGAACUUUUCUUCCAUCUGUUUGUUUAGCAGACAGAAGUUUGCCCUCUGGUGGCCGUUCUAGACAUGGCGCUCCAUUGGAAAUUAUGUCCAAAUACACAUCUGGGUGCUAAGCUGUUGUUUUUCAAUAUGCAGGUUGUGAUAUAUUUUUAUCCCCCGUUUGCUGCACAGUAGUUACAUGAAGCAAUUUUGCCUGGAUAAUGUAAGCAGAUUUUAAGGAACAAGUUGGGAUUUUACUGUUAAACUCCAGCUUUAACACUAAACGUCUACGUUCAUAUUAGUGCCUAAGAGUUUAACAUAAACAGAAAUGUUUAAUAAUGCUGGAUAAAACUGGAAAUAUCAAAUUUUUUAUGGAGAUAUUUUUCUUGUUUCUCCUGUUUAGCCAAACCAGAACGUUUAAAAGUUUUUACUGUGUAUAAGGACAUAAACGAGCAAUGCUGACCUUUUUCUUCCGUUUUGUUUUAAAGGUCGAGAGCUAAUAUUUAUAAACUAGGAACAUUUAUUGUCUGAAAAGCGCAGGCUGCCACUUAUUUUCAGAUUCAGAGUUUUUUAGAAGAGGAUCAAAAUCCUUUUUUUCUCUUUUUUAUCCUAUUUUUGCACGUAAACACUGUGGGAAGAAUGCGUGAACUAUGUUUCUUUUAAAUGGAUGCUCAGAUGCAAAGACUUUAAGGAGUGAAUAUUUCAUUUUACAGACACUGUGGCUUUUCCCUCCUGUUUUAAAAAUAAUAAGAAUAAAAAAAAUUGUUUUUUAAAUUUAUUUGGCAUCCAUUUUUAUGUGUGCUUUAUGUCUUGCCAGGUCACCCACCAGUUUGUAGUUUAAAAACAGCAUUUCAUCAGUUUUAUAACAGAUUUCUGAUGACAAAUGUGUUGAAAAAUCCCUACAUCUUCUUUUUAUUUUGUUAAAUGUGUCUUUAGUUCUGUUUGGUUUGUGUAGAGUCAAUAAAAUUUAGUUUAGUUAAAAGAUAAAUAAAUCUGCUGCAGCCUGUUAAGAGAAUCAAGUUCUGAAGCGUUCCUCUGUGACUGUACUUUAACAUUUUGUAAACAGUUUGUCUCUUAUGAGCAGCAUUUCUAAACUGUCAGGCAACAGUUUUUUAAUAAAGUGUGAAUAAAUAUA
This is a messenger RNA of Xiphophorus maculatus (southern platyfish), 6735 nucleotides long. RefSeq names its product FYVE, RhoGEF and PH domain-containing protein 6-like (gene fgd6). The transcript is spliced from 21 exons. Gene Ontology annotation, cellular component: cytoplasm. The record is from RefSeq and is a predicted model, not a curated record. The coding region runs from base 224 to 3823 and encodes 1199 amino acids. Gene Ontology annotation, molecular function: guanyl-nucleotide exchange factor activity; metal ion binding. NCBI's taxonomy places the organism in Eukaryota, Metazoa, Chordata, Actinopteri, Cyprinodontiformes, Poeciliidae.